Messenger RNA from Formica exsecta, 1345 nucleotides. RefSeq lists its product as uncharacterized. Lineage: Eukaryota; Metazoa; Arthropoda; Insecta; Hymenoptera; Formicidae. The record is from RefSeq and is a predicted model, not a curated record. The transcript has 6 exons. Bases 1 to 789 code for a protein of 262 amino acids.
AUGGAAUUGCCUGGCACUGCCGCGGAGAAAGGUUACUUCGGACUAUGGAGACAAUGCAAGCAUCUUCUUUACGGACGAGAAUGGUGCGGCCAAAAUGCCUCCAGGUUUCAACCAGUCUUGGCUGUGUGGAUGGCGGGAUUAGCUGCCGCUGCCGCCUCUGCCUUUUUGGCGAUUCUGGUCGCUCUGGCUGUGCUUCAAUUAGCCAUGGCCUCUUCCGCGAAACGGGUUGUAAUUUCGUACAGUACUGCCCUAAUAGGCAAAGUUGCCCUCGCUACAUUGGCAACGGCGUUGUCGAUUGUGGCGGCGAGCCUCUUCGCUUUGCAAACGGAUGAUCGAGCUAAUAGCUUCGUCAUCACGAGAGGAGAGGCCUUUUAUAUGCAGUUGGCUGCCAUCGCUCUGAACUUCGGCGUACUGGUGUCCGCCGUUUACGAGGGCAUUUACGCCCGAAGAGGCGGCGACCCGACCAAGAUUAGGGUCGUCGCGGAUCCUCGUGGAGGUACUAUAAAUAAUCCAGGAUAUCGGGAAUAUCACCAACCAACGAACGGUGGUUCGAUCUCGAUGACAGACGCGAGUGGCAAGCCGUACGUCGGCGGGGCGGGAAACGGAUCGACGGCGUCGGUGGCGACUUCCGGGAGCGCGGCCAGCACGGCCUCGCCUCUCAGGAGCUCGCUGAAGAAGCCGAAACCCCUUGGUAUCCAUAAUCCUGGCUUUUCCGCGCAUAGCCCGACCCUAUCCAGGAACGGUUCGCAAAAGAAAGUGCGUAUACAGACGCACUCGACGGAAGUUUAGCCGACGCCUUUCUCUCUCCUGUCACGUUAUUGACGCGAGAGCUUGCUACGUAGUAGUCACAAGUGUCGAUCGCUUAAGGACGCUGUGACAGGAAAUCAGAUGACGGCGACGAGACUACGAGUCUACUAGAAAUAGUUUCACGAGGUACGUUUCAUUAACGGUAGGUGAUCUCCGAUAUUAAUGUCGUUCAUUUUCGUGCAAUUAAGAACGAAAUCGAAGUUUGCGUCUAACUGCUUCGUCAUAGUCGGUGACAUCGUCCGAUGAUUUCAAUAUCAUGGACUUUUAAUUAAUUCCGAAGAAGAAAAUUGAAUCACGUUCGCGAGAAAUUUAUCGUUACUACGGUGGAAUGUAAAUAGGCUGAUAAACGCGAUCGAUAAUCGCCAGAGCUCUCCGAAGCUACCUGAAUUAAAUAUUAAGCGAAUCCACACAAACACGAGAUUGAUGGUAAAUCGUUAAGUAUUACGUGACUUUACACUUUUCUACUAUAUCAAUAAAUAAUCUUUAUUCGAUAUAAAUCGAUUAAUGGAAUAUGGAUAGUGAACUAUAAGAGUACUAG